AUGAGUUCAUCAACACCAAAACCUAUUACACUUGAAGGUAGCUGCCAUUGUCAGCGUGUUAAAUUUUCAGUCGAUUCAUAUACACCUUAUCCAUAUAUGAUAUGUCAUUGUCUGGCUGAUACGAAAACAGCCGGCGUAUUUAAUUGUAAUGUUAUGGGUGAAUAUUCAACAUUUAAAAUAAAGCAAGGUCAAGAAUUUGUUAAGAUUUAUCAAGUGAAAUUAUUUGCAACUGAAAGUGGUAAAGCUGAAGAAUCAACUACAAAAUUAAGUCCUCAUAAACGACAUUUUUGUUCUGAAUGUGCUUCAUACCUUUGGGCUUAUCAUGAUACUUAUCCACAAUGGAUUUAUCCAUUUGCAUCAUGUAUCGACACACCAUUACCAAAACCCAAUGAAUAUUAUCAUAUUAUGACUGAUUUCAAACUUAAUCAUAUAGAAAUUCCAAUCGGAAACAAUAUUCAUACUUAUACUCGUUAUCCAGAAGGAAGCAUUGAAGAGUGGCAUAAAAAGCGCGGUCUUUAUGGAACUUAUACGAUAGAGAAAUAG
Messenger RNA from Rotaria socialis, 543 nucleotides. The record is from the annotation of a GenBank genome assembly. Lineage: Eukaryota; Metazoa; Rotifera; Eurotatoria; Philodinida; Philodinidae.